Molecule: messenger RNA, 2599 nt
Organism: Myxocyprinus asiaticus (Chinese sucker)
Lineage: Eukaryota; Metazoa; Chordata; Actinopteri; Cypriniformes; Catostomidae
Product: P2Y purinoceptor 2-like
Exons: 1
Coding region: 1-1020 (339 amino acids)
Biological process (GO): G protein-coupled receptor signaling pathway
Cellular component (GO): plasma membrane
Molecular function (GO): G protein-coupled UTP receptor activity; A1 adenosine receptor binding
Source: RefSeq, a predicted model, not a curated record
AUGGAAAAGCUUAGAGACACUGGAUCAACCAAUGACAGUGAUGUGUACCUCUGUCCUUUAAAGGAAGACUUCAAAUACAUUCUCCUCCCAGUCAGCUACAGUCUUGUGUUUUUGUUUGGCCUGGCACUGAACAUCACUGCCUUAUAUUACAUUAUAUUCCGAACCAAACACUGGAUGCCCAGCACCAUCUACAUGAUCAACCUCAACGUUUGUGACACCCUUUACAUCCUUACCCUUCCGUUCCUCAUCUACUACUACGCUUAUAAAAACGACUGGCCGUUCAGCGAGCCGAUGUGCAAACUGAUUCGCUUUCUCUUCUACACAAACCUUUAUGGAAGCAUCCUCUUCCUCAGUUGCAUCAGUUUCCACCGAUUCUUGGGCAUCUGCCACCCGGUGCGCUCUUUGCCCUGGAUGAAUGUCCAUUUUGCUUGUUUGGUUUCAGUGGGAAUAUGGGUGAUUUUGCUUAUAUUCCAGGCACCAAUCCUCUACUUCACCAAGACAAGAAAAAAUGGUUUAUUGCUGGUCUGUCACGACACUACCAUCCCGGAGCUCUUCAACGGCUUUCUGGUAUACACCUUCGUAGUCAUGUUCCUGCUCUUCAUCCUACCAUUUGGGGUGGUGAUAGUCUGCAAUGUGUUUAUGGUGCGGAAACUACAGGAACCCAGCAUUGGUGGAAGUUCCAUGUCAAAGCGCUCCAAGCAGAAUUCGGUGAAGAUGAUCAUAAUUAUUCUAAUUGCUUUCAUGAUAUGCUUUCUGCCCUUCCACCUGAACCGCAGUAUCUACUAUACCUACCGUUACCUGAACCAGCAGAAUUGUACGAUGCUACAAAACUCCAAUGUAGCCUACAAGCUCACGCGACCUCUGGUCAGUUUCAACAGCUGCAUCGACCCCAUCCUCUACUUGAUGGUAGGACAGAGCUUCAGAAACAGCAUCAACAAGAAGUCCAAAUUGAGCCAAAGGUGUGACAAUGCCAAAUCUCUCUCAACUUACUGUGUCCUGUCUAAGAAAAGGCAGCAAUGAAAGGACAAAAAAAAAACACAGCAAAAUGAUUAGUCCUCGAUAACAGCGAUUCUCAACCAGGGGGCUGGGCCCACGAUAGAGCCUUAGCAAACUUGUGCGGAAAUAUGGGUGACAUUUGGAUAGUUAAGUGGAAGGCAAGCUUCCAGCGAACAAUGUCUAAUAUUCCAGUCUGUUCCUCACACAACGGUAUCAGAUUGCAUGAGAAGAUUUUAUAUAGUGCAUGAGUUGUACUUCUAUGGUAAUUUUUUUGUUCUUUUUGGAGCAUGUACCAUCUACUUUCAUUGUAUAAAAAGAAAAGAAAAAAAGAAGCCUGGACAGAUGUGACAUGUGACAUUAGUGUGUAGGUGGUGGCUGAAUUUUCAUUUUUGGAUUAACUGCACCUUUAACCCUAGAAUGCAAAAAGGGGGUCAAAUUGACCCGAAGGGGUCUGAUGUUUGACCUUGAUCUUGGUCUCAGAAAUCUUGUUUGUGACCCUCACCAAUGUAAUUUUCAUAUUUCUAGGUCAUAGUUUCAGAAUUUUUUUUUUUAUUUUUUUUAUCACUACUCUAAGACUGCUUGAAGGGUGUCAAAAUGACCCAUAUGCAUUUCCUAUGGAAUUUUGACUUUACAUAACAUUUUUCUACUUUUAAAAAUGUAUGACAGACACAUUUCGAAGCACUGACAUUCAGACAUUUUAAAUUAUAUUUUAAAUCAGCUAGCUAGCAAACUAAUAGAGCUAAUACUUGGGUAGCUAGCACAUUUUAGCAAGUUGGUAAGUUUUGUCUAGAAAUACUGUAUUUUUUAUUUUUUUAAAUAUAUGACAGAUUUUGAAGCAUAGAAAUUCAAAUAUUCUAAAUCAGCUAGCAAGCAAACUACUAACAAGUUAACUAUUAGCAAAAUAAGCAUGCAUAUACAGCAGGGGAGGCUUUGGAAAUGUUCAAUGAGACACCCAUAAUGGCUUUGUAGUCAAAAUAAGAGUAUUCGAAUGACUGUCACUGUAACAAAAUAUUGUAUAGUUGUUUAGUGUUUUAAUGAGAAGCAGAUGAGGUUUAGAACGUUCCAGUGGAGAAAGCUGUCUGCACUAUUAGAUGUUUUGAAUGUGUUUAUGAUAAAUGCUCAGAAAGAGUCGGAUAAGGAAAAGUUGAAAUUAUUUAGAAGAAUACUGAAUUUUAUAUUUAAAUUUUAAAAUAUUAAAAGUGAGCAAAUAAACAUGAAUUAAACAUUUAAACAGUUGUGAACGAUCUAAUUCUUAAAUUCUUGAAGAUAAAGAUAUAAACAGGAUAACUUUUCUUGGUAGAAAUCCAUUGAAAUCAUAGGGGUCAUUCUGACCCUCUUUAUGCACUGUUGUAGUUUUUUUGGGUCAUGCAUUCCACGGUUAAGUAACCUUACAAAAACCAUACAAAGCAGCAAUUCCAUUGAAAGACAACAGGAAUAUAUUUCAGUGUUCCGAAGAAGAAGAUGUGUUUAAUUAGCACAAAGGCAUUCCCACUGGUAGGCUGAGAAGUUAACUAGAGUAGCUCAGAUACAUGUUUUUGUCAGGAAUAAUGUGAUUUAUGUAUCAAGGACCUGUUUCAUCAUGUCUUCAUUGAGACAGAGGAAG